This is a messenger RNA of Gallus gallus (chicken), 6832 nucleotides long. RefSeq names its product solute carrier family 38 member 4 (gene SLC38A4). NCBI's taxonomy places the organism in Eukaryota, Metazoa, Chordata, Aves, Galliformes, Phasianidae. The coding region runs from base 2709 to 4379 and encodes 556 amino acids. Gene Ontology annotation, biological process: amino acid transmembrane transport. The transcript has 16 exons. Gene Ontology annotation, molecular function: amino acid transmembrane transporter activity. The record is from RefSeq and is a predicted model, not a curated record.
GCACACAGGAAAACUUUUCAACACAGGUGCAAAUCCUAAAAGAUAGAACCCGCUUAGCAAGCAAGAGAACCAGCUCAGCUCACAGGUAAACCUAAAACAUUUUUUUCUAUAAUGUAUGAUCAAUUCAUUUUAGAUGUCGUCCACACCUUCCAAAAUUACAAAUGAGAAAUGCAAUCAAUUAAUCUGUAAAUUUAAGUGAAAGAUGAAAGAUGAGCUCCUUAAGAUUUACUGACAUGGUGAUUUAUGUUGGCGAGUAUUUGUGGUGUUUCUUCCAAAAUGAAACAUAGCCCUACUUUUUUUCUUUUUCUUUUUUUCUUUUUUUCUUUUUCUUUUUUUUCUUUUUUUUCUUUUUUUUUUUUUUUUAACAGAAGAACAAAAUGUAAACAACCACAGAAGUAGCAGGAGGUGUCUAAAAUUGACCAGACAAUUAAGAACUGCUUGCUUUCCUUUGGACCCCUUGCCUAACUUCAAGGCUCCUGAUUUACUUGGCUAACAUUCUAGAAAAUAAAUGAAUUUGUGGAAGUAGACUUUGCAUUUUAAUUGUUUAUUUCACAGUGAUAACACAUUUGAUUUUGAAAUAGCUAUGCAGACAAUAAUAUUGUAAGCUCACUGUCAGGAAGAUGAGGAAUCUGGCAAAGCCUGCUAACUCAGAUACCGUGGUGGAGCUUACAAAUCUUGCUACUGCAAAACCUUCAAAAAUGUUAUUAGUUAUAUCUGUGGCCUGGCAUUAUUUGUAAUUGAUAACAAUUCUCUGAAUGUUCUAACUACAGAUCAGAUGGAAAUCAGUAAUACCGUGAUAUCAAAUGCCAAAUAAAUUCACUGAGUAAUUCUGAGUAAUUUCUGAAAACCAUUAUUUAAUAAGCAACAAAUAACGGUACUCAGUACUUGAACAGGAAAAUAGCUGUAUAGGAAUUAAUAACUUUUCUCUAAUAGUGGGCAGAUCACUUUUGCAACCAGUAUUUCCAUUUUAAUGCCAUACUUCUUUCUGUUCAGCAGAACGACACGGGAAAGAAUAAAGCCAAGUUUAAGGAAUACUGUAGAGCUAGUGGAUUUUUUUUUACAGGAAAGCCUAAAGGGAAAAUGUAUCAAUUUUGAGUGGAAGAAAAAGAAGUGGAGAUAUUUUCAGUUACUUUUGAACUUAUAGAAUUCCUCUGUAGGAGGAGGAAUCUGGGUAGAUUAUGAUGGGUUUAGGUUCUUCCAAUGUGUCUCAGGUGCCAAAUUCAGAAUUAUUAAGCAGAAAGCAUUAAGUCUCAGAGGAGCUAAAGCAGAUGACCUUUGAUUUACAUCAAGAUCACCUCAUGUGAUGAGUUAUGUUCUGGCAGGAUGCAAGCCCAACUGGCCUUGGUGGCCAUGCCCUGAUAUGAGGCCCUGUGCCUGGCCCUGACCAUCACCCAGCGGCAGUAAUCACCAGUCUACCAGUCUACAGGGGUUCAGCCACCAUUAUGCUACCACGAUUUUCUUCUCAACAUAGCCAACUAGCAUGCCCUGCUCCUAAAUAACAUCUCACAGGUACAGAAGCAGCCCAGAGUUGUGUGGUCAUGCAGAGGGGUGGCAGUGGUCCCCUUUGCUUUGCUUGUCCCUUCUAAGUACAUGAGGAGAACAUGCUGCUUGUACAAUAGGCCUCAGCAUCCUCCCAAAUGCUUCAGUUUUGUGACUUUUUGCAACACUAAUCAUGUCAUAAGAUGGUUUUCCAUGAACUAAAGGGCAGCUCUGCAAAGUUCUGCUGAAGAUAAAAGGCACUCCUUGUUGCUGUUAAUUUUGAAGGUAGCAGCAGGAUUGAAAUCUAACACUAAGUAUGGUCUGUGGAUCUCAUCCUGCCCACAUUUAUGUCAAUGACUUUCAGCUCAUGGUCAUACAGACCCCUGGAUCUCUACCAAUUGCUCCCUAAUAAGUGACAACUGCAAGCCCCUGUGCUCUCAAUAGAUCUAACAUUGCCAUCUGAGGGUUUGUGGCUCCACUGGAAAAUUCCUGCUUUAUGCAGUAAUUCCACAGCCUCUUGUGAUGACGCCCAUAAGUCAGAUUAUUCACUUGUGUAAAUGUUUGACAGGACAAUGUCCAAACGAUUCUAAUGCUGUAACACGUACUUCUAGUCAAUUUUUUUCCCCCUUCCAAACUGUUUGCUGUGCUGUACAGAAUUUCCUCCUCAGUCUAACCUCUGCAUAACUCAACUCUUAACAACUUUUUUUGCUUACUUCUCCCAUGUCCAACUCUUUGAAGAUGUGUAUGCUUUGGACUGCCACAUCUGGAAAAGACAUUUCUCUGACGAGCAGCAGGCAGCGCACAGAGCAGAGAUUUGGCCCUUUAUCAGAACAGGGCUAAGUGCAAGCAGACGUGCCUGUUUGGUUUUUAGACAUUAAACUCAAAAUAAGCAUCAGGAAGUGGAACAACUCUCUUCCUCGGACAGGACAGGGUCUGUAUUUGAAGGUUUUGUGAAUGAAGCUGCAGCUGGGAGGGCUCUGGGUUUUUUAAAUCUAUUUAUUCUCCUGGCAUUAUUCAUACCCCGACUGGGCAGAAUCCCCAGGUUGCAGGAAUGUGAGCCUGCCAGCUGCACUGCCUGCUGCUCGCACCCGCGCUCACACUCCCCGAGUGGCAACAGAAAGGAGUAAACAGAGCUGCGAUCUCUGAACAGAGUGUUCUGGCAGCUCCCCAUGGUAGGGAGAACCCACGGGCAGGCACCGCAGUCCUGUUUACCCUGAAGAAGAGACCGUAUGUUGGAAAGCGCUGACCACUCCGUGGAUCUCAUGGAGCAGCAAAAAGUCAACAUUGAACUGGAAGAGCAGAGCAACAGCGGGGAAAGCCUCGAAGACAACUACACAGAGCUGAUUGACUCGGAAAAGGCUGCAAUUAGGAGUCCAUUUGCUAGUGACGAUGCAGAAAGUCAGAAGUUCCUUACAAAUGGAUAUCUGGAUAAAAAGAAAUUGGAAGACUAUAAUGAAGAAUAUCAUCGGGGCAGAGCUUCCUUUGGCAUGUCCUCCUUCAACCUCAGCAACGCCAUCAUGGGCAGUGGUAUCCUAGGGCUGUCCUACGCCAUGGCCAACACAGGAAUCAUCCUUUUUGUAGUUCUGCUGCUCAGUGUAGCAGUGCUGUCACUCUACUCAGUCCACCUCUUACUGAAGACAUCAAAAGAAGGAGGUUCAUUAAUAUAUGAAAAACUGGGAGAAAAGGCAUUUGGAUGGCCCGGGAAGUGUAGUGUUUUCAUUUCAGUUACAAUGCAGAAUAUUGGAGCAAUGUCAAGCUACCUCUUUAUCAUUAAAUAUGAACUUCCUGAAGUGAUCAGAGCAUUUAUGAAGCUCGAGGAGAAUUCUGGAGAAUGGUACCUAAAUGGGAACUACCUUGUCAUACUCGUAACAGUUGUGAUUAUUCUUCCCCUUUCCCUUCUAAAAACAUUAGGUUAUCUUGGUUAUACAAGCGGUUUUUCGCUGACGUGUAUGGUUUUCUUUGUCAGUGUGGUUAUCUUCAAGAAAUUUCAAAUACCCUGUCCUCUCCCCAUCAUGGAUCAUGGGGUUGGAAACUGGACAGCCACCAACAUCACACUGCCAAUGCACCUGGUCAUGUUACCAAAUGAGUCUCUCAGUUCUGGUGUGAAUUUCAUGAUGGACAACACAGUUGGGCAUGUGCCAGGCCUUGAAGAGCCAAGAGAUACUUUCCUCAAAAGUGGUGUAGAAUAUGAAGCACACAGUGACAGCAGUGACACAUGUCAGCCCAAAUACUUUGUGUUCAACUCACGGACUGCCUAUGCAAUACCCAUCCUGGCAUUUGCAUUCGUAUGCCACCCUGAGGUGCUACCAAUAUACAGUGAACUGAAAGAUCGUUCCCGAAAGCGGAUGCAAAAUGUCUCUAACAUCUCCAUCACUGGCAUGCUCAUCAUGUAUCUUCUGGCUGGUCUCUUUGGAUAUCUAACCUUCUAUGGAGAAGUUGAGGAUGAGCUACUUCACACAUACACCAGGGUGUACACUUUUGAUGCUCUCCUUCUGUCUGUGCGCCUCGCGGUGCUGGUGGCUGUCACCCUGACUGUGCCCCUUGUCCUUUUCCCUAUUCGUUCAUCUAUCAGUGCAUUACUGUUUCCCAAAAGGCCGUUCAGCUGGAUACGACACCUUCUGAUUGCAGCAGUAAUUCUUGCUUUUAAUAGCAUGCUUGUGAUUUUUGUCCCAACUAUUAAAGACAUAUUUGGAUUUAUCGGUGCCUCUUCUGCCACCAUGCUCAUCUUCAUCCUUCCCUCUGCAUUCUACCUGCGGCUUGUUAAGAAGGAGCCCAUGAGGUCUCCCCAGAAGAUCGGGGCUCUAAUUUUUCUUAUAGUUGGCAUAAUCUUCAUGAUUGUGAGUAUGACUCUCAUUGUAAUGGACUGGAUUUACAAUCCCCCACGUUCCCGACAUCACUAACCUGUGGAAAGAACCAAGUGCUUUUCAUACCAUAAUGUUUGUACUGCGUGCUCUAAAGGACACCAAAAUGGCACAGUUAUUCCUCACUAGUAACUGCAAUAUUUUGAAGACAGUUUCUGGGUAGGACACUAGAACCCAAAGGAGUCUAUGUCACCAAGGACAGUUAUUUAUGCGUUAGGAAACUGAGCUUAGCAUUUCUAGCCAGGCUGAAUAAAAUGUGUGAUGUGGAUGCAUUCUAUAUUCAAAACAAAUAUAAGAGUAACUGUGCACAUAGUCCUUAACAGUAGUUUGGUCCCACCCUUUUUGACCUCUCCCACUAUAUUCAUAACACAGUUCCUAGAGCACUGGAAAGGUAAUGGUCAGAAAGCCAGCUAGUGCCUUGUUUUGCACAUGAAGCAAAUAGGAGCAGCUGCUCAGCUCCUAGAGAAAAUGUAUGAUUUCUGUAGGGGAUCAAAAAAGUGACUUCUCCUCAUGGACUGGUCUAUCAGAAAGGCGACAGCUUUGGCAAGCCAGUGGACAAAGCUGAGCAUCAGAUAUGUUGCCCAUGUUUGUCACCCUCGACAUGUGAUGGCUGUCGUAUGGAAUAAAGCUCUCUCACACAGAAGCCCCUGUGCUGUGACUGAAGAACUUCUGAGCAUUCAUGUUUUGUUGUUAAAGAUGUCUCUGCUGGAAACGUUAGGCACUUCUGGGGUGGGUUUUUUGGUUUUCUUAGCUUUUUUAAUUCUUGUCUGAGCUUGCAUCACUGAACAAGUUCCAUCCUCCAUAGAAGCUUGUCUUCCAUUCUCAUGGGAAUUUAAGGAGACCACAAGGUGUGGCUGAGCACCCUAUCCAGUAUUGUUCAGCACUUGUCUGUUUGAUAAACGUUCGGUGCAGGAAACUGUAAUUUGCUAUAUAUAUAAAUAUAUGUAUUUAUGUACAUAAUCCUUUGUUUUCUUCUAGUUAUAAAAAUGUUACCCUCUGGUACAUGAUUUCUGAUUUUUUUUUAUUUUAUAUGUCACUCUGUUUUCACAGCCACACACUUUAUAUUGUUCUGAAGAAAAUAUUUUGGAUUACUGGGUUUGUUAAAGGCUCAUUUUAUUCAGUAGCAUUUGAAAUAUACUUGCCACAAACCCUGGCCGUUACCUGUGUAAAAACAAAUUCAGACAUUUACUGCUUAUGUUACAAUAAAUGGCAAGAUGUUUCCCUCUUGAGAAUUUUUAAUACAUGCAUCAAAGUUCUGCAUUACCACUAUAAACCACGAAUUUGACUAACUUGCUCUGUGGCUAUAUCUCAGCUCAGCUAUGCAUAUGCCAGCAUUCAAAAGCAUGCAUAAUUAAGCUAUGCAAAGGAAAAGAUAUUACCGAUAAUCUCAAGUGUAUUGUGCUACGCAGCUGUGAAAGAGAGAAAAAAGUGUGACGUUCCAUGUUAUAAGGAUGCUUAAUUAGCAUCUAGUAGCCUCCAGACUCUAUUUUGUCAGAUCUGUGGGGAACUCUACAUAUGCUCUCUGUACUAUUUUUCUCCAAGGAAAAGUAGUCAGAGAGGUGACAGGAGCUCUGUAGAAGAGGGAACGAGUGGGAAGGUGCAACUAUUGGGUUUAACGUGUUUAGGAAAAUCCAGUCUUCUGUAAUUGGUGUUUCCAUUUUCCAACUUAGAAAUCUGUUGCAUGCACACAUGUGAACUCUGAAAGCCAACAAAAGCUGCCUCUGCCCACUCUUCAGCUUCACACAAAAUUGACCACGUGUCUGUCUGUGUGCGUGCCUGCAUAUAAGUGUGGGUAGACGUACAAGUUGACUGGAAAAGGGUAUCAGAUAUAUAUUCCAUGCCAACUGCUGUCUUUCUGAGCACUAUUUUACAUUCACUUGAGUGCUGCAUCCUUAAUUCUCCAGGGCAUACCUCCUUGUGAAUGCUGACUGGUUUCGCUUUAUUUAUUUUUUUAAGUUUCCCAUAUUUUGUUCUAGUUGAAGCAGACAAAUACCAAUAAUGUUCCAUUAGUACUGAAGAGCCUUUGAUGUGAACUGAAGUUAAUAGCAGUAUGCCCAAACACCUCUAUUCUUGUUAGCAUUAGUAAGUUACAUGUAUGGAAGAACUGGAAUAUAACUGUGUUUCUGUUUCUAUUGUCUGCAGCUGCAUGUGGAAACUUAGAAAUUAAUGUCUCACAUAAAAUGUAGAUGACCUCAAGAAAAGUAACCAAAAAACUAUGGAACAAUGGCUCUAGUCACAGCCUUUUAAUGGCACAAAAAUAUUGGUGUCUAGCAUAAAGGUGGAGAUUCUGUAACAUGUCAGAUAUUUCAGUUAAUAAGCAUUGCUCACAGCAACAUGCAGCUGUUGGGCGUAAGGCUAGCACUGCACACUAACUUGUUGGCACUGCUGGAAAUGGAGGAUGUUGCAUUUUCUUGUUUGUCCUGUCAUGUUGACAAUGAGGAUUUUUAUUACAAAACUAUCCAUUGAUGUACAAUAAAUGAAUUUUUCAAGGA